This is a messenger RNA of Lampris incognitus (smalleye Pacific opah), 839 nucleotides long. It is a transcript of the gene mipol1, whose product is annotated as mirror-image polydactyly 1. The record is from RefSeq and is a predicted model, not a curated record. The transcript has 8 exons. The coding region runs from base 183 to 839 and encodes 218 amino acids. NCBI's taxonomy places the organism in Eukaryota, Metazoa, Chordata, Actinopteri, Lampriformes, Lampridae.
GUCGCUUCCUGCGUAACCAAACUUUCCCCAAACCGCCGGGAACAAAAACGGAGUGGGAAAGAUACAACGACAGCUUGAAACCUUCUUUCCGAAUUCUUUGAGAACACUGCUCGGGGCUGGAAGAGGAAGUCCGUCUGUCAACAUGGGCCCCCAGCAAGGAGCUCCGUGACUCACUGGUGGACAUGUACAAAGGUAAUCCCAGAGUCAACGCUGAGCUUUGCCUGCGCCUGCCUCCUCCCCUGAAGCAACACCGUAACACCGACACAACAACCCAGCAACACACCAGCACCGGUUCCUCCAGCCCACUCCUCUCUGAAACUGCUGACAGACCACAAGUUUCCUCCAGAUCGCCUCUCUUUCACCGGGGGUUUCCCUCCACUCUCUCUGCCAGAAUCCCUUAUCGGAUCUGGGAUUCAUCCAGGCGACGUCCCCUCUCUCCUCUCUGCUCCUCUCUUGUAUCAGCAGGGCAGAUGGAAGCAGAUGACCCCCCUGCGCCGGGCCUCCUCUCCAGGGCUAACAGCCAAAUAGAUGGGGGCCCGGCUCUUGCUGGUGUUCCAGUCUUAAGGGGACAUCAAAUGAACCCAGACAGCAGCAGUGGUUUUGGAGAUCAGACGGUGGACUCAGAGAAAAACAUCUCCUUCCUCCUAAAAGAGUUGGAUUCACUGAGGGACCUCAACCAGGAGCUGAAAGCCCAGCUGGUCCAGAAGGAGAGGGAGUUGGAGAGGAGGCAGGUGGAAGACGAGUUGAGGGAGGCUGAGCUCGAGGCUCAGGGUUGGGAGAGACCUGCAGAGAAAGGAGGGAUGCUGUGUAUUGAUGCGUUUGAAGAUUGGAAGAUGUAA